AUGGAUAAUAUUAAUCAAGCUAUUUCUGGUUCGAAAACUUCAACACCAUCAACUGUAAAGAGAAUUGCUAAAGCACUAGAUACUCAACAUCAAGAAACUGUUUCUAUUCAAGCUACAAAGCUUCAAGACAUGUAUAAUAAUUUAAACACAACAAUUCAAGAACCAUUUUUUACUUUAAGCAUGAAUAUCUUAGAAAUACAUGAUAAACCACUUUCAGAAAUAAUUAAUCCAAAAAAUAAAUCAAUUAAGAAUUCAACUCGAUAUUCUACAUCACAUUCUACUUUGUGGAAUUCGAUUCGUCACAAGAUAAACAGUCAUCAAAAUUCUGAAAAUAUAGAUGAAACCUCCUUCAAGUUUAACUUAGAAAAACCACCAGGUAAUCAUUAUAAUCAAGAAAGGAUAAAUAAUUACAUAAAAUUUUACCUCAAAGAUUAUAAUAAAAGAAGUGAAGAUUUACAGUUAUGGAGUGAAGAUACUAUAAGAGAUAUAAUUAUUAGAUAUGUUGGAUAUCUUCACAAACAACAUAUGUCUUCAAAAGAGAAAAUUGAAAGUAAUAAAGUGUUUAAUAGAAGAAGAGCACAAAAAAUUCAGUGUGCAAAACUUAUAAAUCUUGACAAAUUAGGUCAAUCUUUAUCCGAUAUUGAAAAAGUAAUAAAACCCGAAUAUAAAAGUCCAGAAAUUAGUAGUAAAGAAAAUAAAGAAGAUCUUUGCGAACUAAUUCAAAAACUCGAUCAAGAAAAUGAAAAAAAAGAAAGAUCUUCAAAGUGUCAGAAAAAACACAAAGGUAGUCCAUCUACAUUAUGUAUUGAAGUAAAUCAAGAUCAUGAACAAUUUGAUAAUUUAAAGACCCAUUUACCUGUUGCUCUUAAUUCAGAUGAUGUUAAUGAUAGUAUUUGGCUAGCCUGGGCUUUACCAGAUAAUCAUAAUGAUACUAAUCAUGACUUCGAAUCUGAUAAUUAA
Messenger RNA from Dentiscutata erythropus, 960 nucleotides. Lineage: Eukaryota; Fungi; Glomeromycota; Glomeromycetes; Diversisporales; Gigasporaceae. The record is from the annotation of a GenBank genome assembly.